ACUCAAGAUGGCGCCUAGAAGGCUUCAGACCUGGUACGGUGCUGAUUGGAUAAGAGAUAGAGGACUUCCGGGAGUCUCCCAGCCGACUGUGCUACAGCUGAGAGGAGUUUUGCACGUGGAUUGUCUUUCGGGUGGGUUAGAUGGAGACAGCCCCCAAGCUGGGUAGAGAUGUCCCGCCCAAGAAGGACAAACUUCAGGCCAAGAGGAAGAAACCGAGGCGAUACUGGGAGGAAGAGACUGCUCAGUCCGCAGCCGGAGCCUCUCCAGGGCCUCCUAGUAACAAGAAGAGGAAUCAGGAGCUCCGCCCCCAGAGGCCAAAGAACACUCACAUCCUAAAGAAGUCUCGGAUCUCCAAGAAACUCCAGGUCCCGAAGAAACCCCGAGAACGGAAGAAUCCAGAGUCCCAGCGGAGUUUGUCCGGGGCCCAGGACCCAUUCCCAGGCCCCGCUCCCGUACCUGUGGAUGUGGUCCAGAAGUUCUGUCGCAUUGACAAAUCCAAAAAGCUACCACGUUGUAGGUCCAAAACCCGAAACAGACUUAAGGUGGCUGAAACUGAGGAAGAAGAAACAAGUGUCACAGCUGCUCGUUCUGAGCUGCUGCUUGCUGAGGAACCUGGGUUUCUGGAAGGGGAGGAUGGAGAAGACACAGCAAAGAUACUACAGGCUGACAUUGUGGAGGCCGUGGACAUUGCAAGUGCAGCCAAGCACUUUGACUUGAAUCUGCGGCAGUUUGGACCCUACAGAGUGAACUACUCACGAACUGGGAGACACCUAGCUUUUGGAGGCCGUCGGGGUCAUGUGGCUGCCCUUGACUGGGUGACAAAGAAGCUCAUGUGUGAGAUCAAUGUCAUGGAGGCAGUGCGGGACAUCCGGUUUCUCCAUUCUGAGGCACUGCUUGCUGUCGCUCAGAACCGCUGGCUUUACAUCUAUGACAACCAGGGCAUUGAGCUGCACUGUAUCCGCCGUUGUGAUCGAGUCACACGGCUCGAGUUCCUGCCCUUCCACUUCCUUCUGGCUACAGCUUCAGAGACAGGGUUUCUGACCUACCUGGACGUGUCUGUGGGGAAGAUUGUGGCAGCUCUGAAUGCUCGGGCUGGUCGGCUUGAUGUCAUGACUCAGAACCCUUACAAUGCCGUCAUCCAUCUUGGACACAGCAAUGGUACUGUGUCUUUAUGGAGUCCAGCAGUGAAGGAGCCACUGGUAAAGAUUCUCUGUCACCGUGGUGGGGUCCGGGCUGUGGCAGUGGAUUCUACAGGCACGUACAUGGCCACCUCCGGUCUGGAUCACCAGCUGAAGAUUUUUGACUUGCGAGGGACAUACCAGCCUCUGAGAGCUCGGACCCUGCCCCAGGGAGCGGGGCAUCUGGCUUUCUCCCAGCGGGGACUGCUGGCUGCAGGAAUGGGUGACGUCGUUAACAUCUGGGCAGGGCACGGCAAGGCCAGCCUACCCUCCCUUGAGCAGCCCUACCUCACCCACCGCCUCUCAGGCCCUGUGCAUGGCCUUCAGUUCUGCCCCUUUGAGGAUGUGCUGGGAUUGGGUCACAGCGGGGGCAUCACCAGCAUGCUGGUCCCUGGGUCUGCCGAACCCAACUUUGAUGGCCUAGAGAGUAACCCAUACAGGAGCCGGAAGCAGCGGCAGGAAUGGGAGGUGAAGGCUCUGCUGGAAAAGGUACCUGCAGAGCUUAUUUGUCUGGACCCACGAGCCCUGGCGGAGGUGGAUGUCAUUUCUUUGGAGCAGAAAAAGAAGGAGCGGAUCGAGAGACUGGGCUAUGACCCCGAGGCUAAGACUCCCUUCCAGCCAAAGCCAAAGCAAAAGGGCCGCAGCUCCACAGCAAGCCUGGUGAAGAGGAAGAGGAAGGUCAUGGACAAAGAGCACAGGGACAAGGUCCGGCAGAGCCUUGAGCAACAGCAACAGCAGCAGGAGCAGCAGCAGCAGCAGCAGCAUAAGCAAGAGAAGGCCAAGCCCAUGAGGGCCCGACCAUCUGCCCUGGACAGAUUUGUGCGCUGAGCCAGGCUCCAGGGUGACCUCAAACAAUCUCUCCCCAAGAUCGCCAGUAGGGAAAUGACUUCCCUGGAACUGGGAGGGGGCAGUGCGCUCCCUUCCCUAACUCAGAGUGGACAGGGUGGGUUGGUAUUAAAGAGGAAAGAGAUCUUUUUGGAUAA
Carlito syrichta (Philippine tarsier) is the source of this 2161-nucleotide messenger RNA. RefSeq names its product WD repeat domain 46 (gene WDR46). The coding region runs from base 141 to 2006 and encodes 621 amino acids. Gene Ontology annotation, molecular function: protein binding. The record is from RefSeq and is a predicted model, not a curated record. The transcript is spliced from 15 exons. Lineage: Eukaryota; Metazoa; Chordata; Mammalia; Primates; Tarsiidae. Gene Ontology annotation, biological process: maturation of SSU-rRNA from tricistronic rRNA transcript (SSU-rRNA, 5.8S rRNA, LSU-rRNA). Gene Ontology annotation, cellular component: nucleolus; 90S preribosome; small-subunit processome.